Cordyceps fumosorosea ARSEF 2679 is the source of this 3240-nucleotide messenger RNA. RefSeq names its product alpha-mannosidase. The record is from RefSeq and is a predicted model, not a curated record. The transcript is spliced from 2 exons. Gene Ontology annotation, molecular function: carbohydrate binding; alpha-mannosidase activity. NCBI's taxonomy places the organism in Eukaryota, Fungi, Ascomycota, Sordariomycetes, Hypocreales, Cordycipitaceae. Gene Ontology annotation, biological process: mannose metabolic process; oligosaccharide catabolic process. Bases 1 to 3240 code for a protein of 1079 amino acids. Gene Ontology annotation, cellular component: fungal-type vacuole membrane.
AUGGGUGGCGGCCACGAUCACAAGAGCAGGGGUGCCUACCCUGUCUUCGCCGACAAACCCGUCGGCGUCGCCAAGACGAGCAUUCUUCAGGGUCGCAUCGAUCCCUUCUACAAACCUGGCCAAUAUGAAAAGGUCAAUCUCUUGGCUAACAUGUACAAUGCCCGAUACUCCGGCGAGCCCACUGUCAAGCUCGCCGUUUGGGCCGCUCCUGGACAGGAUCGUCCCUCAUUCCAGGAAGCUGUUUCCCACGAGUUUGAAAAGGCUCAUAUUGGCGAUGCCUUUGGACCCUCGUGGACUACGCACUGGUUCCACGUCACCAUCACCAUCCCCAAAGCGCUCGCCGACGAAGAAUUUGUCAUUCUUGAGUGGGAUGCCAACAAUGAGGGCAUGAUAUGGACCGACGACGGGAUGCCCCUCCAAGGUCUCACUGGAAACGGUGACCGGAUUGAGUGGGUUAUCCCCGACGACUUCCGUGACGGCAAGGAGCAUGUCAUUUACAUUGAGAUGGCCUGCAAUGGCAUGUUCGGCAAUGCCCCCGACGGCACCACCGACAACACGCCCCCCGACCCCAACAGGUACUUUACCAUCUCCAAGGCAAACAUUGCCGCCGUCAAUUACCAGGCCCGUAUGCUUCUCUUUGAUAUCUGGCAGAUUGGCGAUGCCGCCCGCGAGCUUCCCGAGGACUCGGCUGAGCAGAACAAGGCACUGGCUGUCGCCAUGAAGAUUAUUGAUACUUUCCAGGUCGACAACCAAGACUCCAUUCUCAAGUGCCGCAAGAUUGCCCAGGAAGUCAUUGGCCCCGACGUCGACUCGCAUCGCGUCUACGAGGUCGGCAAGAACCCCACCGUCUUCGGCAUUGGCCACUGCCACAUUGACAGCUGCUGGCUCUGGCCCUUUGACGAAACCAAGCGCAAGGUUGCCCGCUCCUGGUCCAGCCAGUGCGACCUCAUGGAACGAUACCCCGAAGCACAUUUUGCCUGCUCCCAGGCCCAGCAGUACAAGUGGCUCAAGACGCUUUACCCUCGUGCCUUUGACCGUGUCAAGGCCAAGGUUAAGGAGGGCCAGUUUCAUCCCAUUGGUGGUAGCUGGGUUGAGCACGACACCAACAUGCCUAGCGGCGAGUCCCUUGUCCGCCAAUUCUUUUACGGACAGCGCUUCUUCGAAUCCGAGUUUGGUUCCCGCAGCCGCACCUUUUGGCUGCCCGACACCUUUGGCUACUCUAGCCAGCUGCCCCAGCUUUGCCGACUCGCCGGCAUGGAUCGCUUCAUGACCCAGAAGCUGAGUUGGAACAACAUCAAUAACUUCCCUCAUACCACCUUCAUGUGGGUCAGCCCGGACGGCAGCCAGGUCAUCUGCCACAUGCCCCCCUCCGAGACGUACACCUCAGAAGCCAACUUGAGUGACAUUCGCAAGAGCAUCUCCAAGCACAAGACGAUGCGCACCGACAGCUCCUCGCUCCUCGUCUUUGGUAAGGGUGACGGUGGUGGUGGUCCCACCUGGCAACAUCUGGAGAAGCUUCGCCGCUGCGCCGGCAUCAGCAACACCAUUGGUGGUAUUCCCAAGCUCAAGCUUGGCCUCUCGGUCGAUGACUUCUUUGACCGUCUGACGGCCAAGGCCGACGCUUUCCCGACCUGGUACGGCGAGUUGUACUUUGAGCUCCACCGCGGCACCUACACCACCCAGGCCAAUAACAAGUACUAUAACCGCAAGGCUGAGGUCAUGCUCCGCGACAUUGAGCAGCUUGCCACCAUUGCCUCCAUCAAGAACAAGUCUUACAAGUAUCCUACCGAGGACAUCGAUAACAUGUGGGAGACUGUCCUGCUCUGCCAGUUCCACGACUGCCUUCCUGGCAGCUCCAUAGAGAUGUGUUACGACGACACCGACAAGCUCUACGCCGACGUCUUCAAGACUGGCCACGCCCUCCUCAAGGAGGUUUACCAAAGCCUGAAUGCAUCGGACCUCCGCGCCUCUUCUGUCCAAGAAUCCGUCGUUCUCAAUACUCUGCCCUGGCAUCGUAAGGAAAUUGUCGAGAUUUCUGAGACCGAGGUUGGCGUCGCAUGCGGAGACGGACAGCUACUUCCCGUUCGAUCUUUCAAGGUACAGAGCACUGAGUCUGCCGUUACCGUGCGCCAAGUCACCAAGGAUCAAUUUGUACUCCAGAAUGACCAUUUUCGGGUUGAAGUUGAGGGCGGCUGCAUCACAUCUCUCCAUGAUCGUCUCAACGACCGCGAGAUUGUCGAAAAGGGCACCAAAGCAAACAAGUUUGUCAUUUUUGACGAUAUCCCCAUCUACUGGGAGGCCUGGGAUGUCGAGGUGUACCACCUCAACACCAAGAAGAACGUGCAGUACGGCGAGACUCGUAUCCACGAGGCCAAACCUCACCGCGUGACGCUGGUGACAGACAUUCAGAUUAGCAAGCAAAGCUCCAUGAAAGCCUACAUCAGCCUCUCUGCCGCUCUCAAGGGCCAGUCUUCAUGGGUCGAGUGCUCCGCCGAAGUUGACUGGCACGAAAACUCCAAAUUUCUCAAGGUGGAGUUCCCCGUCAACAUUGUCAACACUGAAGCCUCGUACGAGACCGCCUACAGCAUCACCAAGCGUCCCACUCACUACAAUACCAGCUGGGACAUGGCCAAGUUUGAGGUGUGCUGUCACAAGUUUGCCGACUUGUCAGAGCACAACUAUGGUGUUUCGAUCCUCAACGACAGCAAGUACGGCUUUGCUACGGCUGGCAAAGUCAUGCGUUUGUCCCUCCUCCGCUCGCCCAAGUCGCCCGAUGAGCACGCAGACAUGGGCAAGCACAAUAUUCGCUGGGCCAUCCUCCCUCACAAGGGCACCCUUUCCUCGGCAACUGUUCGAGCCGGCUAUGCUUUUAACUCGCCCCUCAAGAUUCUCUCGGCGCCCAAGACCACCAUUGAGAAUCUCGGCAGCGCCCCGAUCAGACUGGUUAAUGUCGAUGAGUCUGCGUCGCUGAUUUUGGAUACCAUCAAGCGCGGCCACGAUGACGAGGAUGUGAGCCGUCGUGAGGGUCUUUGCGUCAAUCCUGGAAAGAGCAUCAUUGUCAGAGUGUACGAGUCACUAGGUGGCCACAGCCGAGGCACGAUUGAAACGAGUUUUGAUGUCAAGCGCGUGUCCAAGUGCAACAUUCUCGAGGACGAAGGCGAGGACGUGCCGUUUAGCGGGGGCAAGUUUGCGAUCAAGCUGCGGCCAUUUGAGGUAGCCACCUUUAAGCUUCAGCUGUAG